AUGGAUCAUCUAUCUCCAUCUUUAUCAAUAUUAUUUGAAAGUGGUACAACAGGAGGUUUAGUUUAUAAACAAGAAUUAAAAAAUAAUUUUAUUAGUUAUGCUAUUAAUAUUUCUCAUAAACAAAUUGAUCGUAUUUGUGAAUUAAUUAUUAAUUGUCAGUCAAAACUAUUAAUAAAAAAAUUUGAAAAUACCAAUGAUUAUGAUAUAAGUCAAGUUUUUCUUAUUCAUAGUUGGACGAUCGAGAGUUUAAAAUUAUUAUUAUCUUCGUCAACAUCAUUAUUAAUUUGUAUUAUUAAUGAUAAGCAAAAUAAAUUAGCUGGCUAUUUAUUAUUAACAUCGAUUGAUCAUCGUAUUCAUCAUAUGAAUCCAGAAGUUGAUCAGUUUAUACUUGAUGUAAAUGUUAUUGCAAAUGAACAAUGGGAACAAUUAGUAGCAUCCCCUUAUAUUCGUUAUAUUGAACAAACAGGCGUAGAUAUUGAAUAUCAUCGUCAAACUAUUGGAAGUACUUUAAUUGCGCUUGCUAAAAAUCAAAACCAAGAAUAU
This is a messenger RNA of Didymodactylos carnosus, 543 nucleotides long. The record is from the annotation of a GenBank genome assembly. NCBI's taxonomy places the organism in Eukaryota, Metazoa, Rotifera, Eurotatoria, Philodinida, Philodinidae.